Messenger RNA from Uranotaenia lowii, 2133 nucleotides. RefSeq names its product mediator of RNA polymerase II transcription subunit 23-like. The record is from RefSeq and is a predicted model, not a curated record. The transcript is spliced from 5 exons. Bases 94 to 1992 code for a protein of 632 amino acids. Gene Ontology annotation, cellular component: mediator complex; transcription regulator complex. NCBI's taxonomy places the organism in Eukaryota, Metazoa, Arthropoda, Insecta, Diptera, Culicidae. Gene Ontology annotation, biological process: positive regulation of gene expression; regulation of transcription by RNA polymerase II.
CUGAAUGAUUUCUUCGUCCAGCACAGCAUACCGAAGGAAAACAAGCAACUGUUGAAGAAAUCGGUUGAUGAGGAGUAUCGUAAUUGGGCUUCGAUGUCCAACGAGAACGACAUCACCAGUCACUUCGGGUCGGCCGGAUCUCCGCCGCUGCUGUUGUGUUUGCAAUUCAAGAUGAUCGUUGAAACCGACACGAUCAGUCCGGUGGCGUUUAAAAUUCUCGAACGCAUCGGUGCCCGGGCCCUGUCGGCUCAUUUGCGCAAGCUGUGCGAUUAUCUCGUGUUUGAGGUAUCGAAUUCCGGUGUUAGCGCACACGUCAACAAGUGUGUGGACACCAUCAACGACAUGAUAUGGAAGUAUAACAUCAUCACGAUCGACCGGCUGGUCCUCUGUCUGUUACUCCGUACUCUGGAAGGUAACGAAGCACAGGUUUGCUUCUGCAUCAUCCAACUGCUGCUACUGAAAACGUCCGAGUUCCGCAACCGGCUGCAGGAGUUCGUUAGCAUCAACUCGCCGGAACACUGGAAGGAGAACAACUGGCACGAGAAGCAUCUGGCGUUCCACCAGAAGUUCCCGGAAAAAUUCGCUCCGGAUGAAUCGGUUUCCCACCCAUCGUUACCGGUCUAUUUUGGCAACGUUUGUCUUCGAUUCCUACCGGUGCUUGAUAUCACCAUCCAUCGGUAUCUGGAGGUGCCACCAAGUAUGAGUAAAACGCUGGACGUUUUGCUCGAUCACCUGGGUAUGUUGUACAAGUUCCACGAUCGGCCGAUAACGUACCUGUACAACACCUUACACUAUUAUGAAAGACGGUUGAGAGAUCGACCUCAGCUGAAGAAGCGGCUGGUGGGAACAGUGAUCGGUUCGCUGAAAGACGUCCGCCCAGACAAUUGGGCCCUGACCGAGCAGUAUCAGCUGAACAUGCUGAAAAAGGACGAAACCAUCACCUGGGUGCCGGAGUUGACGUACUACAUCGGACUCGUUCGGCGCAUGCAGGACACAAUCGACGGUAAGAACGUGUUCCCCGGUACCGAUUGGCGGUUCAAUGAGUUCCCGAACCCCCCGGCUCACGCCCUGUACGUGACUUGCGUUGAGCUGCUGGGACUUCCAGCCGGACCCCAAGUGGUAGCCAACAGUCUGAUCGACGUCAUCGUCAAGGGUUACCCGGUGAUCCCACACCAGAGCAUCCACAACUGGAUCAACACCAUUGGUCUGAUCAUGGCGGCGCUGCCGGAAUCCUACUGGGGUGUCAUCUACGACCGGCUGCAGGACAUGAUCAGCUGCGCCCAGAUGACCGACUGGACUCACCGCCAGAGCCCGUUCGAAAUGUUUAACUUCAAAAUAGUCAAGGAAGCUAUGCUGGAGAAAAAUUACGUGGUGAUUCUGGCGAUCGCCCAGAGUAUCUUGCAUCACAGUGGAAUAGGCCAGAUUUCCACUGUUACAGACUACAUCAAAGAAAAGUUCAAGCCCAUAAUCAAAACUGAGUAUCAAUUGAUCUAUCUCUGUCACGUGGUUGGACCCUUUCUGAAUCGGCUGAGUACUGAGCGACCGAGAGCCGUUUCGGAUAUCACCCUCAUUCUGUACGAAUUGCUAGAACAGGUCGACAAAGCCCAACCCACGGGACCUCUCAAGUAUAUGGAUCCGAUUUGUGAUUUGUUGUACCACAUCAAGUACAUGUUCGUGGGCGAUAUGAUGAAGUCCGACUUGGAGGCCAUCAUCCGUCGGCUGCGACCAGCCCUUCAGAUGCGGCUACGUUUCAUAACGCGGUUGAACGUUGAUGAAAUCGGUGUCGAUCAACCGAAUCCGGAAGUGUCCGGUGGUCAGACAGCAGGAGCAGGUGGCGCCGCCUCCGGUCAACAAGCUGCCACGCCUAGCAGCAGUGCUGCGUCUGGUUCGAUUCCCGGCGGUCAACCAGCAGCGCAACAACAACCAUCGACUUCAAUCGUUCCCCAAUCCCAAACCCAAGCCCAGCCACAGCAAGUGCAACAGCAACAGUAAACAAACAGUAAGUUGUCUCCCAUUGAUUCUCGUACACAUUUUCCCAUUAACAUAACUAUAUUCAUAUAAGGAAAAGUAACAUUUAUAUUUCUCACAAAAUAUUUAACGAUAACAGUGCUACAAUAUACAUAUUUUUAUUUU